GAGCCAGACGCGCGCGCGCACACACAGACGCACCGACCAACCAGACGUGCGCACGGCGGUCCGAGGCGCGGGUCCCUCACGGACGAACUGAAAAAUCUUCUGAAAAUGAUGCUUAGCUGAGUGAAUAGGGAGCGUUACAAUCGAUGGCGUGGCUUUGAAUUCGUCUGAAAUUUAUCUGUGGACACGGAGGAGCGCGCGAGGGAGGGAGGCGGGAGAGAGAGGUGGGAGAAAGAGAUCAGUCUUUCUGCGAUGGAACUUACAAUGGAAAACAUAGGGAACCUGCACGGCGUGUCUCAUUCUCAUCAGACGGGCGACUUGAUGAGCUCUCCUCACGCGCGGCAGUCCUCGGCGUCGCAUCGGAACCUGGUGUCUCACGGGCGCUCGGCGAUGGUGUCCAGUAUGGCCUCGAUCCUGGAGGGAGCCGGGGAGUACCGGGCAGAGCACGCUUUGUCGGCGCCCCUGCAUCCAGCGAUGACCAUGUCCUGCGACUCCGGGAUGAGCUUGAGCAGCACUUACACCACGCUCACCCCGCUCCAGCACCUGCCCCCCAUCUCCACCGUGUCGGACAAGUUUCACCACCACCCGCACCCGCAUCACCACCCCGCACACCAGCGACUCGCCGCCGGGAACGUCAGCGGCAGCUUCACCCUCAUGCGGGACGACAGGAGCCUGGCGUCGAUGAGCAACCUAUACAGUCACUACCCCAAAGACAUGUCCGGCAUGGGGCAGCCAUUGUCCCCGCUCUCUAACGGACUCGGCUCCUUGCAUAACUCCCAGCAAGCGAUUUCCGCGUAUGGUCCCAGCGCCCACCUCCCGAACGAUAAAAUGAUCUCACCGGGUGGGUUCGAAUCCCACGCAGCGAUGCUGACCCGGAGCGAAGACCCCCUGGCUCGAAGUCUGGGGGCGCACGGGGCUGGCAUGAUGACGACCCUCAACGGUAUGCACCACCACGGCCACCCCCACUCUCAGGCCAACGGGUCCAUGCUUUCUGAGCGCGAGAGGCCGACGGCUGUGGGUGGACAGGGCGCGGGGUCGGGGCAGGUGGAGGAAAUAAACACCAAGGAGGUGGCGCAGAGAAUAAUGGCGGAGCUGAAGCGCUACAGCAUCCCCCAGGCCAUAUUCGCCCAGCGGAUCUUGUGUCGCUCACAAGGCACCUUGUCCGACCUGCUGAGGAACCCUAAACCGUGGAGUAAACUCAAGUCGGGCCGGGAGACCUUCAGGAGGAUGUGGAAGUGGCUGCAGGAGCCCGAGUUCCAGAGGAUGUCCGCGCUCAGACUGGCAGCCUGCAAGCGGAAGGAGCAGGAGCAGCACAAGGACCGCAACAUGGCACCCAAGAAGCAACGGCUGGUCUUCACCGACCUGCAGCGCCGCACGCUCAUCGCCAUUUUCAAGGAGAACAAGCGGCCUUCGAAAGAGAUGCAGAUCACCAUCUCGCAGCAGCUCGGCCUGGAGCUCAACACCGUCAGCAACUUCUUCAUGAAUGCCCGUCGACGCUGCGUGGACCGCUGGCACGAUGAGCACGGCACGAGCCCCGCCCAGCCGAGCACCUCGGCCACUACCUUCUCUAAGGCCUGA
Messenger RNA from Scleropages formosus (Asian bonytongue), 1575 nucleotides. RefSeq names its product one cut homeobox 3a (gene onecut3a). The record is from RefSeq and is a predicted model, not a curated record. The transcript is spliced from 2 exons. NCBI's taxonomy places the organism in Eukaryota, Metazoa, Chordata, Actinopteri, Osteoglossiformes, Osteoglossidae. Gene Ontology annotation, cellular component: nucleus. Bases 250 to 1575 code for a protein of 441 amino acids. Gene Ontology annotation, molecular function: RNA polymerase II cis-regulatory region sequence-specific DNA binding; DNA-binding transcription factor activity, RNA polymerase II-specific. Gene Ontology annotation, biological process: regulation of transcription by RNA polymerase II.